Molecule: messenger RNA, 1263 nt
Organism: Tripterygium wilfordii
Lineage: Eukaryota; Viridiplantae; Streptophyta; Magnoliopsida; Celastrales; Celastraceae
Product: rhomboid-like protein 11, chloroplastic
Exons: 7
Coding region: 53-964 (303 amino acids)
Cellular component (GO): membrane
Molecular function (GO): serine-type endopeptidase activity
Source: RefSeq, a predicted model, not a curated record
ACGGGAGGGAGCCGGGAGGGAAUGAGGGAUAGGGGUUUAGGGGUAAGAAAGAAUGGGACAGCUUCACUACGAGUCAUUUUCGAUGCUCAGACCAUCUUCUUCCAAAUUCAUUCCCAUGGCUUCUUCUUUGUCGCUCCAUCGGCAAACUCGACUGACCAGGCCGCCUUUCAUCGGCGUUUGUCUCUCCGAUUCUCAGAAACUAACCGUGCCGAAUAGAAUUUCUCUUCUUCAUCCUAUCCCCACCGUCAGAUAUCGCUUAAUCUGCAAUAUGAGCAAUUCAGAUAUCAUACCACAGCUGGAACUUGGAAAGCCAGAAGAGAGAAGAAAGCCGGAAAAGCGGGUUAAUGGGAUAUUCUGGAUUAUCCUUCUUAAUCUUGGAAUAUAUGUAGCUGAUCACUUGUUUCAGGUCCAGGGCAUUAGAGCUUUGUACUUGUACCACAAUAGGCCCACCUGGUACCAAUUCGUGACGGCUACAUUCUGUCAUGCAAGCUGGAACCAUCUUUCUAGCAACCUUUUCUUCUUAUACAUAUUUGGAAAGCUAGUUGAAGAAGAGGAAGGGAAUUUUGCAUUAUGGCUUUCUUACAUAUUUACUGGGGCUGGAGCUAAUCUUGUUUCAUGGUUGGUUUUACCAAGAAACGCAGUUUCUGUUGGAGCCUCUGGUGCAGUUUUUGGACUGUUUGCAAUCAGUGUUCUUGUUAAGAUGUCAUGGGAUUGGAGGAAAAUUCUUGAAGUGCUUAUAUUGGGCCAAUUUGUCAUAGAGAAGGUAAUGGAAGCUGCUCAAGCCUCUACAGGAAUGUCAGGAAGGUUUUCUGGAGGCUACGCUUUGCAAAGUGUUAACCACAUUGCUCACCUCUCUGGUGCCCUUGUUGGUGUAGUUCUUGUAUGGCUUCUGAGCAGAGUCCCUUCUCAUCCUCCAGAAUCAGAAAUGUCAAAUUUGCGUGGCAAAAGAGACCAAAGUACAUAAUUAUUUUCAAUCUUUCUUUGUCUGAUCGAAAUAUGUUUUGCUAGGAGCAUUGGCUUGCGUGAUGAAUUUAGUGAUUUUUCACUGCUGUAAUUUGUGUUUCUUGAGCCUUUGCCCCCACCCCCAACUUUCAUCUAUCGCGAAACCGAUCAGGCGUACACUCUUCAGAUUUGGAACUUGUUACUGUGCAUUUGAGUUUCUGGCACUGUUUUUCUUCGUCAUUCUAGCUAAUGUGUUUGUUUUCCUUGCUGAGAACUGAAAAUACAAUUAGCAAUUCACAUUAUGAUUGACUCAUGGAACAU